Molecule: messenger RNA, 3314 nt
Organism: Gadus macrocephalus (Pacific cod)
Lineage: Eukaryota; Metazoa; Chordata; Actinopteri; Gadiformes; Gadidae
Product: probable E3 ubiquitin-protein ligase HERC3
Exons: 24
Coding region: 112-3099 (995 amino acids)
Biological process (GO): ubiquitin-dependent protein catabolic process; protein ubiquitination
Molecular function (GO): ubiquitin protein ligase activity
Source: RefSeq, a predicted model, not a curated record
AGUUUCAGUUUCGAUUCCUGCUGGGACGCUUUGAGUUGAGCUUGGUUAUUGUGAGUUGAGCUGGGCGUUUACAUUUUAGGUCGCUGUCAUGGUGGAAACAUCUAGAAAGCAAUGAUGUUUUCAUGGGGAGAAAUUAAUUUAGCGAGGCCGAAUGAUUUGGCAGAAAACCGAGACUCGGAGAAAGACUUUCAGUUCGUACCAUCGACCAAACCGAUAAUAACGAGUUUCUCUGCCACUAAUUCAACGGUAACGUUUACCAAAAGUGAUGGAUCUUCAUACUUUCUUCGGCGGCAAAGGGACCAAGAUGGAAAUGGGACAUUCGGUGAAACCACGAGUGUCAAGUGCAAACACGUUGUAGCUUCAAGUUCAGGGGACUCUAGUCUUCUCCUGCUGUCCCGGGAUGGCUCUGUCCUCUGUGUGGAACUCAGUGCAUCUGCCAUUCCAAGAUCGCUCAAAAACGUCAUUAAAAAAAGGAUCAUUCAGGUCGCAUGUGGAGACCAACAUUCCAUCAUUUUAACUGAAGAUGGACAAGCAUUGUCUUGGGGCAGCAACACUCGGGGGCAACUGGGUCUCACCCUCCAAGAGACCUCUGUCGUCCCGUCCCCUACACCAGUGGCAGCCCUGUCAGGAGUACCCCUAGUCCAGGUCACCGCUGGGGGAGCCCACACUCUGGCCUUGUCUGUCUCUGGAACCGUAUUCGGCUGGGGGCAGAAUGACGCCGGGCAACUGGGUCUUGGAGACACGACAGACAGAUCUACUCCAGUGACAGUUGAGCGUCUCAACCUUAAGAAGACUGUUUCCAUUUCUUGUGGUGAAAGACACACUGCUGUUCUGACAAAGGGAGGUGUGGUGUUGACCUUUGGCAGCGGUGGCUGUGGGCAGCUGGGACACAACUCUCUGCUGAAUGAGCUGACCCCUCGUGUGGUGGCUGAACUCUGGGGCGCAGCGGUCACCCAGGUCUCCUGUGGCAGCAACCACACCAUGGCAUUAGUAGGCCCAACAAAGAAGAUCUAUUCAUUUGGUCGUGGAGAAGAAGGCCAGCUUGGAAACAGGCUCACCACAGACUGUUUGGUGCCUCUGCCUGUUCUGCUGCCUCAUGAAGAUGACUGGAGUAUAAAGCAAAUAUUUGCUGGAGGAAACCAAUCUUUGGCCCUUUGUUCUCUCAGUCAGGAACCUGAGAAGGAUCUUCCGGGGAUUGUUACAGCUCUGGAUAUGGACACCAUUGAUUUUUGGCUUUCAAAGUGUCAAAAACCAAAAUUAUGGCAGCAAAUCCGAAAAAAGAUCAAGGAUAUAUUCUCCUCCCCGUCUUCCUUGAACGCCAGCUUUCUUGACAGAAGCGUUGACAAGCACUACCAGACCUCAGCCACGUGCUCUGGCUUGGACUUGGUUCUUCUCAGCACAGCUUUGGCCAAGCUAGCGACAAAAGCUAAAGUGCUACAGGAGGUGGAGACCGUCGUCCGAGACUGUCUCCUGCCCUCGUUGACUGGGCAGCCGGUCGGGUUUGAAGGCCUGAGGGUUUACUACCUGCUGGUGGGGCUACUGCAGGUACCGCAGCUCCAACAGCUCUCUAUGGGGGUGGCUGAUGCCUUGCUCUCUCUGCACCCAGACAGACUGGCAGUCCUUGUUGGACUGUGGUCCAGGACACCUGCCUUCUACCGAUCCGCAGUGGAGACCUUCUGCAACGUGUCCAGGAAGCACCUCUCCUCCUUAGAUGUGGAAAACAGAGAGAGAACCAACCUCUUUAUGAAGACAGCAGGGGUUUUGCAAAGGCUUCAUUCUGCCAGCAGUAAAGGUUCACGGUGCCUCGCAGAUAGUGUUUUCCAUGUGACGACAGUCAUAAAUACUAUUGAGACGUUUGUAGAACUGUGUUCCUUGAAAGCAGAGAGGGAGCAGCGAUUAAUCUACCAUGUGGAGGUGGACAACGAUGGACUAAGGAUAAUAAACAACACCAAUUAUUAUUUUAGAAUCUUGUUGUCUCUGGUGAAGUACCCUUGCAUUCUACCCGUAGAAUGCAAGCUGAAGCUGUGGAUGUAUCAUCUGAUCAAUGCCACGAAUUUGCAGCCAGGACGCAUUCAAUUCAAUGUGCACCGAGGCACAGUGCUGAAGGACACUUUAAUAUGUCUGCGGACUUCUUUCCAUGACCCAAGAUUAAAACUUAAGGUGAAGUUUCUGGAGGAAGAUGGCCUUGACGAUGGAGGUGUGUCAUUGGAAUUCUUUAACACCCUUGCAAAAGAACUUAAGGAGGCAGAACCACAAAUACUUGAAGUGAAUAAGGAAGGAGUGGCCUGGUUCAGCAAGAAGGUCGCCCAGCUGACUGAUGAGUUCUUCCUACUGGGCACGCUCUGUGGCAUGGCUCUGUAUAACCAGUGCCUGAUGAACAUCCCCUUCCCCUUGGCUCUCUUCAAGAAGCUCCUGGGCUUGAAGCCAACCCUGGACGACCUCAUGGAGCUGUCGCCAACUGUUGCACAGAGUUUCAUCAAGCUGCUGGACGAGGAUGAAGAGGAGGCUGUCAGAGACCUAGACUUAGAUUUCGGAGGGGAUGCAGAAGAUUUGGAUCUUCUACCUAAUGGAAAGUCCAUUCCAUUGACCAAAGUCAACAGGCAGAAAUAUGUGGACCUCCAAGUGGACAUGGUGUUCAGCCGCUCGGUGGAGCAUCAGUUCAAGGAGUUCGAGAGAGGCUUCUUGAGAGGCUGCCCUUCACCUGAGUGGAGAAUGUUCCUCCCUGAUCAACUCAUGACGCUCCUCAAGGGAGAGGAGGUCUUCAACUGGGACGAUCUGAGAAAGAAUGCUGCAUAUGAGUACUGCACACCCAAUGAUGAAGUCAUCAAAAACUUUUGGCGUGUCUUCGCCGAGUUCUCCGUGGAGCAGAAGAAGGACUUCCUCAAAUUCCUGACUGGAACAGACCGAAUUCCAAAAGUUCGCAGUUCAUCGAUCAUGAUAAUUAUCAAGUUGACGCGUUACCCACAGCCUGAGCUGUACUUUCCAAUGGCUGAGACCUGCUUCUGGAUUCUUGAUCUCCCCAACUACAGCAACAUCCAAACGCUUCGUCAGAAACUCCUUCACGCGGUUGAGUUUUGCGAUGGUUUUGGACGAAUGUGAAACAGCUUCAGAAGAUUGUUUGCCAUAAUCUUUUUUUUUUUUUUUUUGAUGAAACAGAGUCUAAAUGGAAAGUUGAAUUAUAUUUCUGUUGGCUUGUAAUAAUUUUUGAUGAAGGGAAUGUUGCCAGGCAAAUUAUAUAUUUUAUAAAAUGUUAUGUCAAUUUGCUUGGUGAAAUGGUGUUGAUAUAUAAAUGUAAAUAAACUGUGCUGGAUGAA